CACACUCAGGUGACAGGAGACUGCGGGUGACGUCACUUCCCGUCGAAACCUGAGCCGUCCAUAGACACUAAUUUCCCCGUGAUUCGGUUUAACUGGAGGUUUGUGUGUGAAUCACAGUGAUUGUGAAUCUGUAGGUGUUCGGGGACGAGAACAAGUCGGAACAGCGGAUUAAAGGUUUAAACUUUCUGUAAAACUUUUUUAUGUUUCGGAGGAAACAAUCACCAAACUCACUUAGAGAGAGAUUAACUUUAUCGUGAACGGUUUAUUGUAAACCGCUGGAAAGUUCGGGCUAACUGAAGAUUCUGAAGAGAGCGCGCGCUGUGUUUGUGUGUGUGUGUGUGUGUGUGUGUGUGUGUGUGUGUGUGUGUGUGUGUGUGUGUGUGUGUGUGUGUGAGUGACAGUGUGUGUGUACGCGCGCGAGUGUAUGUGAGCGCGCGCGCUAGAGAGAGAGUGUCCCAGGACGCUGUUUAGUUGAACAUCCCGAUGAGAAAGAUCUGUGUGUGUGAGGGAGAGUGUGUGUGAGUGUGUGACAGUGUUUGUGUGAGAGAGAAAUGUGUGUAAGGCGCAGACAUGGGUCUGUGUUUGGGCUCCGAGGUCACGGAGGAAGGAAAGAAGGCGAAACUUCACAGCUCAGAGAUCGACCGAGAGCUUUACGAGGAGGCGAAGAGAGAGAUGAACGUGGUGAAGGUCCUGCUGCUCGGGGCUGCUGAGAGUGGUAAGAGCACACUGGUUAAACAGAUGAAGAUAAUUCACAGCAACGGCUUUACCAACCAAGAGCUGAGCAGCUUUAAGCCGGCCGUGUUGGACAACCUGCUGAUGUCGAUGAAGUUUGUGCUGCAUGGGAUGGGCGUGCUCCGGAUUAACCUGGCCAACAGCAAGAACAAGGUCCAUGCCCACUCUGUACUGUCAUGUGGGCGGUGCUUUGAUGAAGAGCAGGUGCUUUUCCCAUUCAUAAGCCACGCCCUUUCCUGCCUGUGGGCAGAUCAGGGGGUGCGGUCUGCAGCGGCACGAGGCUAUGAGUAUGAACUCAAUGAUUCUGCACUCUAUUUUUUUGAUAACAUGACCCGGAUCGUGUCGCCGGACUACGUUCCCACGGAGACGGACGUGUUGCGAGUCAGAAUCCGGACCACAGGCGUCAUCGAGACUCAGUUUAAAGUGAAACACCUGGUGUUCAGGCUUUAUGACGUCGGCGGCCAGCGGACGGAGAGGAGGAAAUGGAUCAGCUGUUUCGAGGACGUCAGGGCCGUGCUGUUCGUCGUGUCUCUGAGCGGGUACGACAUGACGCUGGUGGAGGAUCCGUCCAUGAACAGACUGCAGGAGAGCCUCAGGCUAUUUUCCUCCAUCUGCAACAAUGUGUUCUUCAGGAGCACCUCCAUGAUUUUAUUCAUGAACAAAAUCGAUCUUUUCCAAGAGAAGAUCCUUCACUCGGCUCGUCACCUCCGAAAUUACCUGCCGCUCUACAGGGGUGCGGACUGUGAUGUAGAUUCUGCCGCUCGCUUCAUUGCCUCCAUGUUUGUCUCUCAGAAUGCCAUGCCCAGGAAACUGAUCUAUUACCACUUCACCACGGCGACAGACACCUCCAAUGUGCAGGUGGUGUUCCAGGUGGUAAUGGACACCAUCAUAAAGGAGAACCUGGAGGCAGUUUCACUGCUCUGAAGUUUUACACACUCAACUCAUUGCCCCACCCCCUGUGUAAAACUGCCAGAACUACAGACAGACAGAAAGACAGACAGGCAGACAGACAGACCACCCUGAUGCUGUCCUGAGCUGUCCGAGGUGCUGAACCUCAACGCACUCAGAAACACAAAAGAAACUUGGAGAUACUGAGAGAUAGAGGCCGAGUAUGACGGAUAUGUAGAAAGAUUAAUAAAUAUAUUCAGAUAAACAGGGAGAGGGAAGAAAUGGACAUGCGGGGGGGGGGGGAGAGAGCUAUGAAGUGAGGGGGGUGAAAGAAUCUCUGCCAGAACCCUUGGGAAAAGCAAGUGAACCGUUAUUCACAAGGACCGAUAAGGAAGCAGAAAGAAUAAAGUGACGGAGGGAGAGGUGAUUGAGGGAGAUAUAUGGAUAUUUAUUGGUUCUGGUGGGCAUGGUCUCUCCAAGAUGACUCCGCCCCCAUGUACACAACAGGAGGACUCACAAAGGUGUGAUGACGAUCACGAUGGUGAAGAUGAUUCAAACUCCACGUAAGACACAAACGGAGGGAGGAACUUUUAGCAGAACGUUCCACAUCAUCUACUUACAGAUCACCUAAGACUGUAUUUCAGCCCCUCUUCCACCCUCCAAAUAAUGGUGUUUAUACGGGACAAAGGACAUAAUGCAGUGACUGUUUUAAUACGAUUUUACUACGUUAACCUGUGUAAGUGUUCCCCGUGAAGUGGGUGCGAAGCUUCACACACAAGAUGGAGCUCCAGCCUGGAGGUUUUCUUCGUGUUACAUGAUCCAGAUCAUCAGAAGGUGUUUAUUCAUUCAUAUCUGAUGUAACAAUUUGUGUGUGUGUGUGUGUGUGUGUGUGUGUGUGUGUGUGUGUGUGUGUGUGUCCUUUACUGGUUUGUUUGCUUAUGUGUAGGUACCAGAGUGUGAUAUUUUUUUUCCUCUUCCUGAUAAUAUUUACCAAAAGAAGAGCACUGAGUUAAUGAUCAGCAGGAGAGACGUUUGUUUUCACAACACACUUCAUUUCACACACUGUGAGUGUUUAUGAAGUCUGCACUGGAUUAGUGUCUUAUUGUAGAAAAUUACAAUCCCAAGCACCAAAGUGUGUAAACAACCUGUUUUACCUUUAUUUCUUUCUUUGUUUUUUUUUCUUUCUUUGUUUUUUUUUUUUGUACUUUGGACAUCUCGUGUGAGGUUUGUGUGGAGAGAUAAAGCUGUGACGUGCUUGUGUGUGUUUGUGUGUGUGUUUGUGUGACAGCUCUUUCUAUGCCUUUGUAGCAGUGCCUAAAUCAUCCUGUAAAUAAUAAUCCGAUCUUCCAGUGUGAUCAGAUUCUGCGGUGAAUAUUGUGAUAUUUAAUAGAAGCAAUGAUUCAUCGACA
Tachysurus fulvidraco (yellow catfish) is the source of this 3029-nucleotide messenger RNA. RefSeq names its product guanine nucleotide binding protein (G protein) alpha v1 (gene gnav1). The record is from RefSeq and is a predicted model, not a curated record. Gene Ontology annotation, biological process: adenylate cyclase-modulating G protein-coupled receptor signaling pathway. Bases 571 to 1656 code for a protein of 361 amino acids. Gene Ontology annotation, cellular component: heterotrimeric G-protein complex. Gene Ontology annotation, molecular function: G protein-coupled receptor binding; guanyl nucleotide binding; G-protein beta/gamma-subunit complex binding. The transcript has 9 exons. NCBI's taxonomy places the organism in Eukaryota, Metazoa, Chordata, Actinopteri, Siluriformes, Bagridae.